Naegleria fowleri is the source of this 1719-nucleotide messenger RNA. RefSeq lists its product as uncharacterized. Bases 1 to 1719 code for a protein of 572 amino acids. The transcript has a single exon. Lineage: Eukaryota; Heterolobosea; Eutetramitea; Acrasida; Naegleriidae. The record is from RefSeq and is a predicted model, not a curated record.
AUGAAUCAUGAUGAAUGCACCACUACUACUACCACCGCUGCUUCUCAUCACCACACGAGGAGAGAAUCAAGAAUGAAAAGAGUGAUGGCACAUUUAUUUCCUUCUUUAAGAAAUUCAAGCAACAACCCAUCAUGCGAUCGUUAUGUGGUGGAUCACAAUCAUUCGAUUUCCCGAAAAUCUUUGGCACAGAUAUCAUCAUCAAAUAAUCAUCAUCAUUUCAAUCAUUGUGAUAAAACAUCAAGAGAAUCAUCAAAAAGCACAUGGUCCACUCUCUCUUCCGUUUUGAAAUAUUUAUUAAAUUCUCAUCUAUUAUUCCGAGCUUGCGAAAUUGAUAGUGAGAAACAUUUCAAGAUUCAAGAUGCCAAUGACAAGAAUACAAACACUCCCGAGGACACUAUUUCUAAAAUCCAUCAUCAUGAUUCCAUUAUUGGAAAUACAAACAAACUAUUUGUUCAUCAUUUUGCAGAUGAUGAGAAAAAAGGCUUAGUAACAGCAGCUGGAAGAACAAGCAGCAAUUCACCAAAGCACGCGAAUAAUACUGCCACUACAACCACGGCAACUCCAGUUGCGACAACCAGUCGUUCCGAUCCAACCUCUCAUCCCGGAAUUAUCAACAAGUUUAUUAGAAGUUUUCAAGGAAAUCCACCACUCUCAACCGACUCCAUUCAAGCAUUUAACAACAUUCUCUUUUUAGUCAACUCUAUUCCUCCCUCUGUGAACAGCGUUAGUAUUUUCGACAUUAUGUUAAGAAGCUCGAAAUUGGAUUCAGAUUUACUUCCCUUUUUAGCUCAAGUGAAAAUUCCAAAAAGUGCACUCGGUGGAACAGACUACAAAACAUUUAUUAGCACAUUAUCUCGAGUGCAAAUGUAUUUACCAAGUUGGUAUUACAAUUCAUUAGUUCUGGCAAAGGCUUUGGGAGAUUUUGACUCGAUUCUCUUGUACUGUGCUCAAAGAUUUGCGAGAGAAAUCAAAGUUCAAAAGGCCAUCACCGGUGCUCUCAUUUAUCCGGCAAUUAUGACCACCAUAGGUCUGUUAGGAAUUACCUUAUUAUUAACUCGAAUUUUACCUCAGAAUAUUGCAAUUUUUGAGAGUAUGGGUCUCACAGUGCCUGCAUUCUUACAAUGGACCAACUACCUGGUGCGAAGUGUUCAAUAUCAUUGGUUGGCACUUCUCUAUAUCAUUCCCUCUACCAUGUCAUCCGAAUACCUUCCUUUCAAAUCUUUUCUCAAGUGGCAAUACAUCAAAAUGCACACUCCUUUGGGUAAUUUGAAAUUUUUGCAAGAUAAGGCCACUCUCUUACAUACAUUGUCUCUUCUUGAUAAGGAGCAAAUUACUUCCAAAUUACUUAUUGUUUGUUCCAACAUUAGCUCAAAUCCAAUUCUGCAACACAUGGUCGAGAGUAUGGCAAGCUUGGCCAAGUAUGGAGCAGGUGCUGAUGAUGUCUUGGCCUACAUGUUAAAACAGAAACACAUUUUCUCACCUUACGAGAUUGCGUAUUUGCAAGCUUGCUUUAUGAGUGGCAAGCAUAGCAUUAUACAAGAUGGGUUGAAAUAUGCCUCUCAAAUGAUACUCAAACAAUAUACCCAGCAGCUGCAGACAUUAUUGAAAAUUUUAAACCCAGCCACUGUGGCCAUCAUUGGAGUAUUGGUGAUUGUGAUUGCUGUGCUUGGUAUUUAUCCAAUGAUUGCCUUAACAGGAGCGGUAACAGCAAACAAGUAG